Messenger RNA from Cheilinus undulatus (humphead wrasse), 4536 nucleotides. RefSeq names its product glutamate receptor, ionotropic, AMPA 4b (gene gria4b). Gene Ontology annotation, molecular function: AMPA glutamate receptor activity; transmitter-gated monoatomic ion channel activity involved in regulation of postsynaptic membrane potential. The record is from RefSeq and is a predicted model, not a curated record. Lineage: Eukaryota; Metazoa; Chordata; Actinopteri; Labriformes; Labridae. The transcript has 16 exons. Gene Ontology annotation, cellular component: plasma membrane; postsynaptic membrane; dendritic spine. The coding region runs from base 219 to 2936 and encodes 905 amino acids. Gene Ontology annotation, biological process: synaptic transmission, glutamatergic; modulation of chemical synaptic transmission; monoatomic ion transport.
CAGUUUGACGGCACAAACGCGCGGCUCUGCUCUGCUCUGCGGGGGGAAAUAUCCAAGAAAAAAGAAGGACAUCCAAAAUCAGACAUGGAUAUUUAACGGGCAUUUGAAUUCUUUUUCUCUCUCUUUGUUUUUUCCCCUUACCCAGUGAUGUUGCUUUUGCCCCGGGGGUGUUAAUUGAACCUGCUCGAUGUCUCUCAUCAGUUUAUAACCGAAACAAAAUGAGGAUUUCUUCUCGCGACUGGUUUCUGUUGAUGUUCUCGGGCUUUUGGGGACUCACAAUGGGUGCUUUUCCGAGCAGCGUUCAGAUCGGCGGUCUGUUCAUCAGAAACACUGAUCAGGAGUACACUGCCUUUCGGUUGGCAAUCUUCCUGCACAACACCAGCCCGAACGCCUCGGAAGCCCCGUUCAAUCUGGUGCCUCAUGUGGACAACAUCGAGACGGCCAACAGCUUCGCCGUCACCAACGCCUUUUGCUCCCAGUACUCCCGCGGUGUCUUCGCCAUCUUCGGCCUGUACGACAAGCGCUCUGUCCACACGUUGACAUCCUUCUGCAGCGCCCUGCACAUCUCCCUCAUCACACCCAGCUUCCCCACGGAGGGCGAGAGCCAGUUCACCCUGCAGCUCCGGCCGUCCAUCCGGGGGGCGCUGCUGUCCCUGCUCGACCACUACGACUGGAACAAGUUUGUUUUCCUCUACGACACAGACCGAGGAUACGCCAUCCUGCAGGCCAUCAUGGAGAAGGCGGGACAAAACAACUGGCAGGUCAGCGCCAUCUGCGUGGAAAAUUUCAACGAUGCCAGCUACAGACGGCUGCUGGAGGAUCUGGACCGGAGACAGGAAAAGAAGUUCGUCAUCGACCUGGAGGCGGAGAGGCUGCAGAACAUGCUGGAACAGAUUGUCAGCGUUGGGAAGCAUGUCAAAGGCUACCAUUACAUCAUGGCCAACCUGGGUUUUAAGGACAUUAACCUGGAGCGCUUCAUGCAUGGUGGCGCUAACGUCACAGGCUUCCAACUGGUUGACUUCAGCAAUCCCAUGGUCAUCAAACUGAUGCAGCGCUGGAACAAGCUGGAUCAGAGGGAAUAUCCAGGCUCAGACGCCCCACCCAAGUACACCUCAGCGCUGACGUACGAUGGGGUGAUGGUGAUGGCUGAGGCCUUCAGGAACCUGCGGCGGCAGAAGGUUGACAUUUCAAGACGAGGGAAUGCAGGCGACUGUCUCGCCAACCCUGCAGCCCCGUGGAACCAGGGUAUCGACAUGGAGCGCACUCUCAAACAGGUCCGGCUGCAGGGAUUAACAGGUAAUGUCCAGUUUGACCACUAUGGCCGCAGGGUCAACUACACAAUGGACGUGUUUGAGCUGAAGAACAAUGGACCCAGACGGAUCGGCUACUGGAACGAUGCAGACAAACUGGUGCUGAUCCAGGAUUCUCCGCUGCUUCCAAACGACACGUCAGGCAUGGAGAACCGCACAGUCGUAGUCACCACCAUCAUGGAGGGUCCUUAUGUGAUGCUUAAGAAGAACUGGGAGAUGUACGAAGGAAACGACCAGUACGAGGGAUACUGCGUGGACCUGGCCUCUGAGAUCGCCAAACAUAUCGGCAUCAAGUACAAAAUCUCCAUCGUCCCAGACGGGAAGUACGGCGCCAGGGACCCAGAGACGAAGAUCUGGAACGGAAUGGUCGGGGAGCUGGUGUACGGGAAAGCGGAAAUCGCUGUGGCCCCUUUGACUAUCACGUUGGUCCGGGAGGAAGUGAUUGACUUUUCAAAGCCCUUCAUGUCGCUGGGCAUUUCCAUCAUGAUCAAAAAGCCCCAGAAAUCCAAACCAGGGGUUUUCUCCUUCCUGGACCCGUUGGCCUACGAGAUCUGGAUGUGCAUCGUGUUCGCCUAUAUCGGCGUGAGCGUGGUGCUCUUCCUGGUCAGCCGCUUCAGCCCGUAUGAAUGGCACACCGAGGAGCCCGAAGAGGGCACCGACGGUCCGCCAAGCGACCAGCCCCCCAAUGAGUUUGGUAUCUUCAACUCCCUCUGGUUCUCCCUGGGCGCCUUCAUGCAGCAGGGCUGUGACAUCUCCCCCAGAUCAUUAUCGGGCCGAAUCGUGGGUGGAGUGUGGUGGUUCUUCACCCUCAUCAUCAUCUCGUCCUACACUGCUAACCUUGCUGCCUUCCUCACUGUGGAGAGGAUGGUUUCCCCCAUCGAGAGCGCCGAAGAUCUGGCCAAACAGACCGACAUCGCCUACGGCACUCUGGACUCUGGCUCCACCAAAGAGUUCUUCAGGCGGUCAAAAAUCGCCGUCUACGAGAAGAUGUGGGGCUACAUGAAGUCCGCCGAGCCCACAGUCUUCACAAAGACCACAGCUGAGGGCGUGGCACGGGUCCGAAAGUCCAAAGGGAAAUACGCCUUCCUGUUGGAGUCCACCAUGAACGAGUACACAGAGCAGAGAAAACCCUGCGACACAAUGAAAGUGGGAGGAAACUUGGACUCCAAAGGCUACGGAGUAGCUACACCCAAGGGUUCACAGUUAAGAAGUGCAGUUAACCUGGCAGUGUUAAAACUCAAUGAGCAAGGCCUGUUGGACAAAUUGAAAAACAAGUGGUGGUACGACAAAGGAGAGUGUGGCAGCGGAGGCGGUGGCGAGAAGGACAAGUCGUCCCAGGCCCUCAGCCUGAGCAACGUGGCGGGGGUCUUCUACAUCCUCGUCGGGGGCCUGGGCCUGGCCAUGCUGGUGGCCCUCAUUGAAUUCUGCUACAAGUCCCGCAACGAGGCCAAGAGAAUGAAGUUAACAUUUACAGAAGCCAUGAGGAACAAGGCCCGUCUGUCCAUCACAGGCAGCGUCGGGGAGAACGGACGGGUGCUGACGCCCGACUGUCCCAAGGCCGUCCACACCGGACCUCCCCUCCGCCAGAGCUCGGGCCUCGCUCUGGUGUCCUCUGAGCUCCCGUGAAAACCAAAAACCUCUCAAGUGCCUUAUUCCAAUAACGAGAACAAACAAUAAUCACUCCACCCACACAACCAACCACGAAGAAACAGGAUUCAACACGCAAUGGGUCACCUCGGGUGACGACGGGACUAAAAGAGGCGCUGAACACAAACUCCACUGACUUGUUGUGGCUCUGCGAUUUCUCGCUGAAAUCUGCGGAAACGGGGGGCAGAACAAGCGAGAUUUUUAUACUUGUGUCGCCACAGGGGGGCGUACGUGAAUCAAAAGGGAGCUUUUCAAUGUUCAAAUCCGAAGAGGACGAGAGGGGAGAAACGUGAGAAAUAUCAUGAUAUAUGAUAACAACGAUGACCAGAAAACUGUAAACUUGAAACUGUGCUUUUUUUGGUAUGGCUGUGAUUGAGCAAAAACUGAACCACGAUCAAGAUUGUUUUCAAACUGAACAGUAUUUGCUACACAGACACGAGCGGCGUUCAAGGACAACAAUCUCGCGAGAUAUCAACACCGGGAGAAGCUGACGCCCGGUGCCAUGAAGAUACGACAGAAAAUAUUUGUAUUCAUAAUAAGGAAAAAGAAAUCUAUUGAUAUUGAAUAUAUGAGCAAACAUAGAAAACUGUGAAAAUAAGUAAAUAUGUAUAUUCCAGAAAAAAUACAAUGAAGAAUUUAGCUGUACAUAGGGACGACCGUGUAACAUGCUUGCUUUUUAAACAGAUGUACAUAGCAGACACUGUAGUGGACAGACAGUUCUUUUGUAAAUCAUCUUUAAAGAUUUUAUUCAUCGCAAUAACGAAAAAGACGAUGCCACUUGAAGGAGGAGACGUGCGGUGUUUAAAUUUGUAAUGUGUUGAGUACUUAACUGUAUUAUAUAGGAACAUUCAAGCUCUUAAUGUGAAGGGGUAUCGACUGCCCGAAUAUUCUGAUACCUGUUACUUACAAAAAUCAUUAAUAUAUUCAACGAUGAAUGUUAAGUAGCUCUACCCCAAUCCUUAAGCCACAACCCUCACUGUGCAGACGUAGACCCAGACAGUCGCUCAUGAGUAGAGCUUUAUAAAUUUCUGCAGUCAGAAUCUAACUAUUUUUUUCAUUCUUCAAUCUAUUUUUUGUACUGAAAAUUUAAAAAAAGAAUCCGUCCGUCUCCUGGUUUUAAUGUCGACAGUCGAGUGCUAUCUGGGUAGAUCUUUUAGACCAUUUUGUGUGUGGAGACAUGAGUCCAAACGAAAUUGAAAAGUCAUUUCUCUCUCUCUCUCUCUCUCAUAUGUUAUUAAAAAUGUCCAUGUUUUCGAUCCUCAAGCCGCUGUUUGUAUGUUGAAUAAUUCGAUUGAAACACUGUGGAUCCUCUGGAGAGGCUGGACAUGCAGUAGCAGAAAUGUAUUUGCUCCGGUCUCGCUGACUGAAGUGUCCUCAUCUCUUUUGAAAAAAAAAACAAAAAAAAAAAACUGAAGGACAAUCUGCAAUAGCAUACAAGACGCCACAUCUUCAGCAAACACCAGCCAAGGGUGAGGCUGGCUCUUAAUGUUUCUGUUUGUUUGUUCCUGGUUCUCAACAGGGAAAUAUUUCAGGUCAUGCCUUUUUGUCCUGCCAUCUGUCUCUAGAGCUGAAGUGUAAU